This is a messenger RNA of Anarrhichthys ocellatus (wolf-eel), 1738 nucleotides long. RefSeq names its product ubiquitin-conjugating enzyme E2Na (gene ube2na). The record is from RefSeq and is a predicted model, not a curated record. The coding region runs from base 96 to 560 and encodes 154 amino acids. The transcript has 4 exons. Lineage: Eukaryota; Metazoa; Chordata; Actinopteri; Perciformes; Anarhichadidae.
CUGUCAUGACGUAGACAACCCGGAAGACGUGAGUUUGCUGUCAAUGCUAGCGACAGAGAGGAGGCUGAGAGCUAAAACACCGCAUUUAAAACAAGAUGGCAGGACUGCCCCGCAGGAUCUCUAAGGAAACUCAACGUUUGAUUGCAGAGCCCGUCCCAGGCAUCAAGGCAGAGCCAGAUGAAUGCAACGCCCGCUACUUUCACGUGGUCAUUGCCGGACCCCAGGACUCUCCUUUCGAGGGGGGCACAUUUAAACUCGAGCUCUUUUUACCAGAGGAAUAUCCCAUGGCAGCGCCUAAAGUACGCUUCAUGACCAAAAUAUAUCAUCCCAAUGUAGACAAGCUGGGGAGAAUAUGUCUAGACAUUUUGAAAGAUAAAUGGUCGCCAGCUCUCCAGAUUCGCACAGUGCUGCUAUCAAUCCAGGCGUUACUUAGUGCACCCAACCCUGAUGAUCCCCUUGCAAAUGACGUUGCAGAGAAGUGGAAGUCCAGUGAAGUCGAAGCUAUAGAAACAGCCAAGUCAUGGACCAGGCUUUAUGCUGGAAGCAAAAAUGAUGUGUAGAGCAGCCCAGCAAGUGGAGAUGCAAGUGUGAACAUAACUCCUUAUGUUCUGCCAAGACCUCUACUGACUUCAUUUGUAUUUAAAGGACACAGUCUUAAAUAUACAUGCAUAUAUAUUAUACAAUAAACAUGAAUAUAUAUUGUAAAGGAAAAAAACAACUGCUGAUAAUUGGUGAUUUAAAUGCUCGCUAAGGGAUGAAAUGACUCGUCUUUGUCCGAACUCACUACUGUUCAAAUGCAUGGUCAGAGGUUUUUAGAUCUACUCACCAGGCUUUUUUUGCCCAUUGAUUUUUGGAAAGUUUUGCCAACUGAAGCUUUAACAAGCACGAGAGGGGGGGGGGGUAAAAGAGUCCUACAUUUCACAUGUUUGGGGGGUGGGUGGGUUUGGGGGUACUGGGGCAGUGGAAUAGACAGGGAGGAGGGAUUGGCUGGAUGUGUAUACUUUUUACAUUUCUUUUAAUUGAGUUUUCUUGUGUCGCUGUUUUGUGUAUUGGAAGCAUCUAACUACUACUAGCCCGCUAUAUGUAGACACUCACCUGGAGGCUGAAUAGAGUUUUGUGCUUAAAACUAUGGUAGCCCUGCAUCUUCUUUAAGUCACGUCUGGCUGUUAAAUACAAAAUAAUAUGACUAAAAAAACCAAACUAAGCCUGGCACUGUCACAUCAACGUUUUCAGCUAAGUGUAAAUGUAGGCUUGUGGAGGGUAGGGUGGACAUUGCGGACGUUGCCUUCGUUUUAGCAUGUGUUUUAUUACCAUAUCCAGUCUUUUAUAUGUGAAUCUUUCUUGCUAUGCCGUACUGACUUUUCUGCUUCCCCCUCCCCCGUGUACUGCUGCAAAACUGUAGUUUACUUCUUCAAAUGGCAUUUAUUUCACAACUCAGUGGUUACAUUUGAGCUGUCGGACGUUUGAAGGCAAGAGUGUGGGGGAUCGUGGGGGGGGGGGGGGGGUUGGUGUUAAAGGAACUGAUGAGAGGAGAUGUUUACUUGUUACAGGAUCAAAUUCCAAAAGGUCAAUGAAGACUUUGACUCUCAACCGCCGUGAUUGUUUUUUUUGCUGAAAAGUCCGUAUUCAUUUCUUUCUGUUGAUCUGGGGAGGAAAUGCUUUCGUGCUCUCACAAUGCUAUGAAACAGCCCACCUGCAUACUUUUAUGUUCUGUAAAUAAAAUCUGUUGAUUAAUAAA